Drosophila eugracilis is the source of this 1797-nucleotide messenger RNA. RefSeq names its product cyclin-dependent kinase-like 1. The transcript has 4 exons. Gene Ontology annotation, cellular component: nucleus. Lineage: Eukaryota; Metazoa; Arthropoda; Insecta; Diptera; Drosophilidae. Gene Ontology annotation, biological process: protein phosphorylation. Gene Ontology annotation, molecular function: ATP binding; cyclin-dependent protein serine/threonine kinase activity. The coding region runs from base 386 to 1693 and encodes 435 amino acids. The record is from RefSeq and is a predicted model, not a curated record.
UUCUAAUCUAUUUAUAUACUGACAGUAUAGACUUAAAUCAAGAAUAUUCAAGACCGCAUUCGGUUAGAGGCAUUUCAAGGACCUUUAGGAGAGAGACUCCACACGAAGCAUUGUUUUCCCACAUUCCGACCACAAUUUUCCGUUUUAUUUGAUAAUUCUCACUCUAAACGUUUCUCAUUUGCUUUUUGUUUCAUUCCAUCGAAAUCAACUAACCUAAUCAUUCCGAAUUCGUGUAACCAAUAUUCUGGACAUCCCAAAAUAACCUUACCCGCUACCAAAACCUGUAAAUACGCAAACCCAUCAAAAUCAGCCCCAAAGUAAAUGCCAGAUCGAAAGUCACUCCAUACUCGUACACUCGAAUGCAAGUCCGUCCCUGUGAUCCCACAUGUGUUCGUGUCUGAGCUAUCAAACAGAAAAGUUUAUAAACACUUUGUGUGCUCAAUGCAAAGCAAUGCGACGUGCAAACAUCAAACGUGGUCAGUGUUUGAGCCUAAGACCACAAGGUAGCAGCAAAAUGGAUCGCUACGAGAAGCUCAGUCGGUUGGGCGAAGGCUCCUAUGGCGUUGUCUACAAGUGCCGGGAUCGGGAAACGGGUGCCCUAGUGGCGGUAAAGAGGUUUGUAGAGUCCGAGGACGAUCCAGCCAUACGAAAAAUUGCACUGAGAGAAAUUAGGCUACUGAAGAACCUCAAGCACCCGAACCUGGUCUCCCUGCUGGAAGUGUUCCGCCGGAAGCGGCGCCUCCACCUGGUCUUCGAGUUCUGCGAGCUGACGGUACUCCACGAGCUGGAGCGGCAUCCGCAGGGCUGCCCGGAGCACUUGACCAAACAGAUCUGCUACCAGACCCUGCUGGGCGUGGCCUACUGUCAUAAGCAGGGCUGCCUGCACCGCGACAUCAAGCCGGAAAAUAUCCUGCUGACGGCCCAGGGGCAGGUGAAGCUGUGCGACUUUGGCUUCGCCCGCAUGCUGAGUCCAGGAGAGAACUACACGGACUACGUGGCCACCAGAUGGUACCGUGCGCCGGAGCUCCUGGUAGGCGACACCCAGUACGGCACCCCAGUAGACGUGUGGGCCAUCGGGUGCCUCUUCGCCGAGCUGGUGCGGGGCGAGGCCCUGUGGCCUGGACGCAGCGACGUCGACCAGCUCUACUUGAUCCGCAAGACCCUCGGCGACCUGCUGCAGCGCCACAUCCAGAUCUUCGGACAGAACGAGUACUUCAAGGGCAUCACGCUGCCUGUGCCGCCCACGCUGGAGCCGCUGGAGGACAAGAUGCCAGCCAAGUCGCAGCAGAACCCCUUGACUAUCGACUUUCUCAAAAAGUGCCUGGACAAGGACCCAGCCAAGCGCUGGUCCUGCGAGAAGCUCAUCAAGCACUCCUACUUCGACGACUACAUCGCCAGGCAGCGGGAGCUGGAGCACGUCAAUAGCCUGGAGGCGGCCAAUCUCCGCCAGCAGCAACUCGCCUCCCAGCAGUUCAUGCUGGCCACAGCGGCCCAGCAACUGCAGACGGGUCCGGCCCAGGCGGCGGCCAUCGCGGCGUCCCGGGACAAAUCAAAGACUUCGAACACAUCAUUACCGCUGCUGCCCAGCACGCAGCAUCAUCACCAUCCGCACCAGGACUACGUGAAGCUGCAGCCUCUGAACAAGAACGCAAACCUUCUCCAUCGCACCGAGCAUCACCUGCCCACAAUCUGAGCGGGAAUCGUAGUUAGGAAACGCCCCUGCCGUGCAAGCCAGGUUGAGCAAAGGAUUGCCCAAAUUGUAUUUUAUGUACUGGUGGGAAUAAAUGUGCAUAAGUA